Molecule: messenger RNA, 878 nt
Organism: Vicia villosa (hairy vetch)
Lineage: Eukaryota; Viridiplantae; Streptophyta; Magnoliopsida; Fabales; Fabaceae
Product: peptidyl-prolyl cis-trans isomerase CYP22
Exons: 7
Coding region: 131-700 (189 amino acids)
Biological process (GO): protein peptidyl-prolyl isomerization; protein folding
Cellular component (GO): intracellular membrane-bounded organelle
Molecular function (GO): peptidyl-prolyl cis-trans isomerase activity
Source: RefSeq, a predicted model, not a curated record
CCAAAAUCUAAAAGUAGUUCAAAAUUCAAAUGCAAAUUGAUUUAGUGAAGUGAGAACUCGGAAGCAUUUCAUUGUGCUGUGUUUUGCGUUGCUUGCAAGCGAGUUCGUGAGCGAUUUCAUUUCAAUUUCAAUGGCAGCUUCACUAGGAGGCAAUAGCGUAGAGUGGCACGUUCGUCCUCCAAACCCUAAAAACCCAAUCGUCUUCUUCGAUGUCACCAUCGGCAACAUACCUGCCGGUAGAAUCAAAAUGGAACUCUUCGCUGAUAUUGUCCCCAAAACCGCCGAGAAUUUCAGACAGUUCUGCACGGGGGAGUACAGGAAAGCGGGACUUCCUAUUGGCUACAAGGGUUGUCAAUUUCAUAGAGUGAUUAAGGAUUUUAUGAUUCAGGCUGGUGAUUAUGUAAAGGGUGAUGGUAGUGGAUGUGCUUCCAUCUAUGGACUCAAGUUUGAUGACGAGAAUUUCAUCGCCAAACACACUGGACCUGGCCUUCUAUCAAUGGCAAAUAGCGGACCAAAUACCAAUGGUUGCCAGUUCUUUUUAACUUGUGCAAAAUGCGACUGGCUUGACAACAAGCAUGUUGUUUUUGGGAGAGUGCUUGGAGAUGGUCUUUUGGUUGUGAGGAAGAUUGAGAAUGUUGCAACUGGACCCAAUAACCGGCCAAAAUUAGCUUGUGUCAUUGCUGAAUGUGGUGAAAUGUAAAAUUUUAAUGUAACUUUGCUAACAAAUUAUAGUUCUCUAAAUUUAUUGAAUCCUAGAGAUGAUGGCUUUCUAUACAAGUAUCUUUGGUCACUUCGACUGAUCAAUUUUGUAACGAAUUAGUUGAGCAGCACAGCUAAUUGGACAAUCGAGCUUGGGAAUAGUUGAAGGAAGUUUACUA